CCGCGACCCAUAUCACCAUACAAAUUCACCCUGCCCGACCUCCUCUUCUACUUUCUCCCUAGACCUACGCGUAGCCGCCCUAGACACUAACAAGCUCUUUCGCCAUGUUCAACCCCGGCUUCUACGACGACGACGACCCGAUGGCUAUGUACCAGCAGGCGAUACUGCGGCGUCAGGGAGGUGGCCAGCGCCGCUUCGAUGAAUACUUCCGCUGCUAUCCCAUCGCCAUGCUGCCCGGUCCAGAGCGAGAAGACGCGAAUCACGGCGGCAAGGUGUUCCUACCACCCAGUGCCUUGGACAAGCUCACCCGCCUCCACAUCACAUACCCUAUGCUCUUUGAGCUCAUAAACGGCGCGAAAGAUGGCAAGCAGACCCAUGCCGGUGUUCUGGAGUUCAUAGCGGAGGAGGGCAAGAUCUAUCUACCAUACUGGCUCAUGCAAACUCUUGAAGUCGAACCUGGAGACCUCCUACAGGUCAAGUCGACCGACCUACCUCUGGGAACUUUCAUCAAGCUCCAACCCCAGUCGCCCUCGUUCCUAGAGAUCUCAGACCCGAAAGCCGUGCUCGAGAACGCCUUCCGGAACUUCGCCUGCCUCACCACAGGCGACAUCUUCACAUUCUCAUACAACGACAACGUGUACAGCAUAGCCGUGCUCGAGACGAAACCCGUCAGCGAGAAGAAGGCAAUAUGCACGCUGGAGACGGACCUGUCAGUUGACUUCGCCGCACCGGUGGGCUACAAGGAGCCGGAGCGUAACACCAGCGGCACGAGCACCCCGAGGAGUGGGACAGGAGUUAUGGCUGGAAAGGGCGGCACGCUGCGUUCCCAAGGCAGCAUGGCCCAGGCAAUCAACUACGCUGCUAUCGCCCCGUCAUCCACAUCAGCCGCGGCAGGCGCCAAAGCGGUGUCCUCGAACUUCCUGAGCGGCGGCCACAAGCUAUCCUCCAAGAAGGGGAGCAAGUCGCCCACGCCGAAGCCAUCCACGCCAGUCGCAGGCUCCUCGUCCAACGCCCCGUCCACAGUGCUGAGGAGAACAAACGGCCCGCAACCCCUCCGGCUCGCUCCCGGCAAGCUGUUCUUCGGGUACGAAAUCAAGCCCGUGAAGCGGAAAGGAGAGGACGAAGAGAAGGAGAAGGAGAAGUUCCACUUCCAGGGCCAGGGACAGUCGCUGCGGAAGAAGAAGGGCGAUAAAUGAAAGAAUUCAUAGCGGGUGGUCAUAUAGGCAUUUCCUGGCGUUGGGACAGAGUGGUGGCCAUGGCGCUAUUCGAUACUAGGCUGGUUGGGAACCUACAUAGGUAGAUCAGUUGAAAUUGAAGGCCAUUGGGAUGGUCAUACACUAUCAAGGAGUCCUGUGUACACUGGUUGACCAAUGCUAAGGGUGCUCUUGUGGGACUUCGGAGUUCUGGGAAUGAUGUCAAGUUCUACACGGCAUGAAGCGGACUGCCUUUUGACUAACAGGCUACAUGCUGGCUAGGAUACUCCUGACAGUGGUAUAUAGCUUCCAGAGCGGCACUCAAGCUUUCGUAGAUCUGUGUAGCUAGACUUAUAGCUACUCCAACGCAAUACCAAGGCUCACGCAGUAUACAUCAGGCUACCUUCUUACUGCCCGGCUAGCUACUACCUAAGCUACUCCUGACAGUGGUGUCUAGCUUCCAAAGUAGCAC
Messenger RNA from Mytilinidion resinicola, 1665 nucleotides. Its product is annotated as UFD1-domain-containing protein. The coding region runs from base 105 to 1196 and encodes 363 amino acids. NCBI's taxonomy places the organism in Eukaryota, Fungi, Ascomycota, Dothideomycetes, Mytilinidiales, Mytilinidiaceae. Gene Ontology annotation, molecular function: polyubiquitin modification-dependent protein binding. Gene Ontology annotation, cellular component: VCP-NPL4-UFD1 AAA ATPase complex. The transcript is spliced from 3 exons. The record is from RefSeq and is a predicted model, not a curated record.